Molecule: messenger RNA, 1628 nt
Organism: Esox lucius (northern pike)
Lineage: Eukaryota; Metazoa; Chordata; Actinopteri; Esociformes; Esocidae
Gene: csnk1g2a
Product: casein kinase 1, gamma 2a
Exons: 11
Coding region: 22-1386 (454 amino acids)
Biological process (GO): signal transduction; peptidyl-serine phosphorylation; endocytosis
Cellular component (GO): cytoplasm; nucleus; plasma membrane
Molecular function (GO): protein serine/threonine kinase activity; ATP binding
Source: RefSeq, a predicted model, not a curated record
AGGCCAGGGUACCACAAGCUUAUGGACUUUGACAAGAGAGGCGGAGGGGGAGGAGGGGGAAGGACGGAGGCCGAGGAAGGGAAAAGGAUGUCGAAGACCGGUGGGAGCCGGUCAGGGCAUGGCAGUCGUAGCUCAGGGGGUAACUCUGGGGUGCUCAUGGUGGGCCCCAACUUUAGGGUUGGGAAGAAGAUUGGAUGUGGGAACUUCGGAGAACUCCGCCUCGGAAAGAACCUGUACACUAAUGAAUACGUGGCCAUCAAACUGGAGCCAAUCAAGUCCAGGGCGCCACAGCUUCACCUGGAGUACAGAUUUUAUAAACAGCUGGGGAGUUCAGAGGGUGUGCCCCAGGUGUUUUAUUUUGGUCCCUGUGGGAAGUACAAUGCCAUGGUUCUGGAGCUACUGGGGCCCAGUCUAGAAGACCUGUUUGAUCUGUGUGAUAGAACCUUCUCCCUGAAGACUGUCCUCAUGAUCGCCAUACAGUUGAUCACACGGAUGGAGUUUGUCCACACCAGAAGUCUGAUCUACCGGGAUGUGAAGCCAGAGAACUUCCUGGUUGGUCGUCCCGGCAGCAAACGGCAGCAUACCAUACACAUCAUCGACUUUGGCCUUGCCAAAGAGUACAUCGACUCAGAGACCAAAAAACACAUCCCCUACCGAGAGCACAAGAGCCUAACUGGCACUGCACGCUACAUGAGCAUCAACACUCACCUGGGAAAAGAACAGAGCAGGAGAGAUGAUCUGGAGGCUUUGGGUCACAUGUUCAUGUACUUCCUCCGUGGCAGUCUGCCCUGGCAGGGCCUGAAGGCAGACACAUUGAAGGAGCGCUAUCAGAAGAUUGGUGACACCAAGCGAGCCACGCCCAUCGAGGUGCUCUGUGAGAGUUUCCCAGAAGAGAUGGCCACCUACCUACGUUAUGUUCGCCGGCUGGACUUCUUUGAGAAGCCUGACUACGAUUACUUGAGGAAACUCUUCACCGACCUCUUCGACAGGAACGGCUAUGUCUUUGACUACGAGUACGACUGGGUCGGCAAACCACUGCCUACUCCUAUUGGUCCAGUACCCAGCGAAACACCCCUUCAGCCCAGCAGCCGAGACAAGGCAGCGCAGCAGACCAAAAACCAGUCGCCAGAACCCAAAGGAAGUGAGUCCCAGCCCACUCCAGUGACCAAUAGAGAGCUCCUGGGGUCCCAUCUAACAGCUGAUAGGCUGGGGGGCUCUGUCCAGGUGAUGAGUUCAACCAAUGGGGAGUUGAAUACCGACGACCCGACUGCGGGCCAUUCCAAUGCCCCCAUCACUGCUCCAGCUGAGGUGGAGGUUGCUGAUGACACCAAAUGCUGCUGUUUCUUUAAGAGGAGGAAGAGGAAAGGCAUCCAGAGACACAAGUAAAGGAGAGGAGGAGGAGGAGAAGCAGCCGAAGGAGUGGUUGGCGGACACACACACACACACGCACGCACACAAACACACAGACAGACUGGCUGACUCAUGAGGGAAGGACGGAAGCGGUGUGGAAAUGGAUCGGGCCAGGACUCUACACCCACCCCUCUCCGUGCUCAUGGUCAACACGGCCCUCUGGUGACCACACUCUUGUACUACAACAGACAGGUGUGAUGAGCCGCAGGGACAGACAG